AAAAAGGAAAACAUUUUUAAUAUUUGUAUAUAGACAAUUGUAUGUGUUCCAUCUAAUUCUGUAAUGUGAUUUUUUUCCCUUGUAGGUUAAAUAAUUGUAACUUAACAGACAAAAGCUGUUCGGCUCUGGCUGCAGUUCUUGGUUCAGAUACCAAUCUGAAAGAGCUGAUCAUGAACAAUAAUAAUCUGCAGGAUUCAGGAGUGAAGCUGCUCUGUGGUGGACUGAAGAAUAUAAAAUGUAAACUGGAGAUUCUGAGAUUUUCUAACUGCAGUGUAACAGAAGAAGGUUAUAAAGCUCUGGCUUCAGCUCUGAGAUCAAACCCUUCACACCUGAUAGAGCUGGAUCUCACAGGAAAUGAUCCUGGACAAUCAGGAAUGAAGGAGCUCAAUGAUUUACUACAGGAUCCAAACUGUCAGCUGAAGACACUGAGGUUUUUGAGUCCUGCUGCAGAUGAAGCCUGUCAGUAUGUGAAUAGAGUUGUGGGCAAAAACCCGUUACUCCUGAGAGAGCUGAUUCUGAGUGGACAUGAACUAGGAGACACACGAGUGAAUCAGAUUGCUGCUCUGCUGCAGGAUAAACACUGUCGACUCAACUCACUGACAGCCAGUGUCUCUCCUCUGGUGGUGGAAGCACGCACUGCAGUUUCUUCCCACCAGAGAGAGGCACCGGCGCUUCAACUAUCCAGCUCUGAGGAGUUGGAUGUUGUGGGUGUUGAUGCUGGAGAUGAGGACUCGCCAUCUCAAUCUCCAGCAUAUGAGGAGCUGCUUGAGGUUGUGACCAGGGCAGUAGAGAAACUGAUGUAG
Molecule: messenger RNA, 803 nt
Organism: Ctenopharyngodon idella (grass carp)
Lineage: Eukaryota; Metazoa; Chordata; Actinopteri; Cypriniformes; Xenocyprididae
Product: ribonuclease inhibitor-like
Exons: 4
Coding region: 171-803 (210 amino acids)
Molecular function (GO): protein binding
Source: RefSeq, a predicted model, not a curated record